GUGACGUGCUGCGUAUCGUCGCCUGACCGCUGGCCUGAUCCGAAGUUGGCUAAAGUUUGUUUCCUCCGCUAACUUGGGGUGAAAAGUGGUCACCAGCAUGGCUGCCCUCAGUUUCGUGGUAGCCAUGUGUGUGAUGACCCUCUUCUGGGGUUUUGUCGGCGGAGUUGUUCCCUGGUUCAUCCCCAAAGGACCGAACAGAGGAGUGAUCGUGACCAUGCUGGUGUUGACUGCUGUGUGCUGCUAUCUCUUCUGGCUGAUUGCCAUCCUGGCACAGCUGAACCCACUCUUUGGACCGGCGCUGUCAACAGACAUCAUCUGGUACCUGAACCACCACUGGACUUGAAUGUUUCCUCCACUGCUGUGGAGUCGCCAGUGCUGCCGGACGCUCUCCCCUCAGAUCACCUUGCAAUGACCUUCACACGGGUGCCUUGUCCGAAAAUCAUUCCCAAAACACGUCUCUGAAUGUGCCUCACUAUAAUUUAAGACGGCUAUCUUUUGUUUGUAUAUGUUUGUGACUGUUAUAAAUGUAAAAUGUUUUGUCUCAAAA
Synchiropus splendidus (mandarinfish) is the source of this 547-nucleotide messenger RNA. It is a transcript of the gene atp6v0e1, whose product is annotated as ATPase H+ transporting V0 subunit e1. NCBI's taxonomy places the organism in Eukaryota, Metazoa, Chordata, Actinopteri, Syngnathiformes, Callionymidae. Gene Ontology annotation, molecular function: proton-transporting ATPase activity, rotational mechanism. The coding region runs from base 98 to 343 and encodes 81 amino acids. The transcript has 4 exons. Gene Ontology annotation, cellular component: proton-transporting V-type ATPase, V0 domain. The record is from RefSeq and is a predicted model, not a curated record. Gene Ontology annotation, biological process: proton transmembrane transport.